Messenger RNA from Peromyscus leucopus (white-footed mouse), 843 nucleotides. RefSeq names its product protein UXT-like. Gene Ontology annotation, biological process: negative regulation of transcription by RNA polymerase II. Gene Ontology annotation, molecular function: transcription corepressor activity. The record is from RefSeq and is a predicted model, not a curated record. The transcript has 2 exons. Lineage: Eukaryota; Metazoa; Chordata; Mammalia; Rodentia; Cricetidae. The coding region runs from base 150 to 623 and encodes 157 amino acids.
AAAUUUGAAUCUGGGCGACGUAAUGUAUGGCGAUUUUGACAGAGAAAUAAUUGUGAAUGGGUGCUAGGUAGAGUGCCGGAGUCCCAGGACAGGUAAAUUUAACAUAAUAAAAAUCAUAGCGUUAUUGCCAGUGGCCCAAGGAGCCCAUCAUGGCGACACCCACCAAACGGCUGGCCUUGGAUACUGUAGCAGAGAAAGUGCUGUUGUACGAGGCCUUUAUCAGUGAUGUAUUGCAGCGAGACUUGCAAAAAGUGCUGGAUCACCGAGACGAGGUGUAUGAGCAGCUGUCUGUAUACCUUCGACUGAGAAAUGUCAUUGAGCGACUACAGGAAACUAAGCGCUCGGAGUUACAUAUGCAGGUGGAUUUGGGCUGGAACUUCUUCGUUGACACAGUGGUCCCAGACACUUCCCGCAUCUAUGUGGCCCUGGGAUAUGGUUUUUUCCUCGAGUUGACACUGGCUGAAGCUCUCAAGUUCAUUGACCGGAAGAGUUCUCUCCUCACAGAGCUCAGUGACAACCUCACCAAGGACUCUGGGAAUAUCAAGGCUCAUAUCCGCAUGAUGCUAGAGGGACUUAGAGAACUACAAGACCUACAGAAUUUCCCAGAGCCAUCUCCCCAUUGACUGCUUCUUCCCAUCUAAUAUUAAAGAGCCAAAUGCCUUGGAGAAAAAAAAAAUCAUAGAAAAUACCAUCUCUGAACCAUAAUGAAAUGAAACUGAAAACCUGGAACAGGGAAAAUUGACAGCAGAAAAUAUAUGGCAAUUAAUGUUUUUCACUUACAGUGGAAGAAGUCACAAAGGACUUAGGAACCCUUCUGAGAUAAAUAAAAGAAACACACCAACA